AUGGCGAUGGGCAAGAAGCUGAGCAAGGUUGACGGCGCGGCGUGCCGGCGGCACUGGCGGCAGGGGGCGCCCGGGGUGUGCCCGCUCUGCCUGCGGGAGCGCCUGUCCCGCCUCUCGCCCUCGGCGACGCUGCCGUCCGUCGUCGCGCGCGGGGAGGCGGCUUCUCGCUCCUCCUGCUGCUCGGACUCGGACUCGGAGGCGUCGUCCACGGAGGCGUCCACCGGCGCGUCGUCGGGGUCCGCGAGCCCCGGGUUCCACCGGGAGAUCAGGCGCGCCGCGAGGCCGUCGCUGCUGAUGCGGCACGAGCGGGUGGUGGCCGUGGACGGCGACGAGGCGGUGCUGGUGAUGAGAAGGAGGAGGGAGAAGCCGGCGACGAGCUUCUGGACGAAGCUGCUGCGCGCGGCGACCGGGGGCAAGAAGGCCGUCGACGGAUGCUCGCUGGCGCAUUCCAGGACGAUCGACGCCGCCGACGGGAGCAGCGCAGCUGCCACGAAGUGGAUCGUAUUCUAG
Triticum turgidum subsp. durum (durum wheat) is the source of this 510-nucleotide messenger RNA. The record is from the annotation of a GenBank genome assembly. Lineage: Eukaryota; Viridiplantae; Streptophyta; Magnoliopsida; Poales; Poaceae.